Messenger RNA from Candida dubliniensis CD36, 1983 nucleotides. RefSeq lists its product as uncharacterized. Bases 1 to 1983 code for a protein of 660 amino acids. The record is from RefSeq and is a predicted model, not a curated record. The transcript has a single exon. Lineage: Eukaryota; Fungi; Ascomycota; Pichiomycetes; Serinales; Debaryomycetaceae.
AUGUCGUCUUUACCAAACCCAAACCAUUUGACUCCAAAUUUUAAUAGAAGGGGCCAUAGACAUAAACGGUCUCAAGCAAUGUCAGGGGAUUUUGAUGCAAUAGGAUUAGGAUUAUUUAAUUCACCUUCACAUAUUGCCACUAAUGCGCUUGCAUCCUCGUCACCCCCACCGCCACCAAUAUUCUCAAUGCUGGAUGAUUUGGAUAAACAUUACCAGUUCAAUAAUACUGAGGAUUUUUCAAAUAACCCUAAUCAAGGUUUCGCCUUUCCUAAUACCACAAGUUCCGGUAGACUUGAACCAUAUUCAUCUUCCGCCCCUUUGAGUAGUAAAUUCAAUCAACACGGGCCCUCAAAUUCCUUAAAUUCCCCUAUUAGACUACAUCAGAAACGAGGGUUUCAAAAUACUAGCCAUUUCAACAACAAUCCUAAUCAACCCAAGUUUUUUCUAACCAAUGAGACAACCGUGAACAAAGACAAUGUUCCAGAAGCAUUAAUAGAUUUGGACGAUAUAUUCAAGGCUAAUCUACACAUAAAUGAUAAUAGCAAUAGUGGUCCAUUAUCAAAAACUGCACAUUUCCAUAAACGUACAGAACUGGCCCCUGCAAACUUCUAUUAUGAUGACUUUUUGGGGUCUCCUUUCAUUAAGGAAAAUGCAAUUGAAGAAGAAGAAGAAAGAUUGGAGGUGAGCUUUGAAGACAACGAGGAAGACGAAGAAGAAGACGAUGAUAUACGUCUUCACGUUAAUCAUGGAUCAGAUGAGGCAUUGCCACCACCUUCUUUUUAUCAGUCUGCCUCAGCCAACUCGUCAAAUUCAAGUUUGAAAACGAAAACUAUAGAAAAAACCCUUUCAAACUCGUCAUCAAGCUCGUUGUUUGCAACUCCAAGAUCAGGAGCAAAAGCAAGUAGAUAUAAGAAUAUUUACGAUCAAUCAAAAAUUAUAUCAAAUGCAAUGAAAAUCUCGUCGGAAAAUGUUAGUGGCAUUGAACGAACCGUUACUCCUCCUUUGAAUCGCAAUAACAACAGCAAAUAUCUUAAUCAUUCUUCUUCCUUGCCCUCUUUGAAGGGAAAAAGGUCAUUCUCGCAUGUGCCACAAUUACGGUAUGGCGACACCAAGAGAGUUGCAUCUCCUAAAACUAACAUCACUAUAGAUACUCCUCCUACACCAGCAGCAGGUGUUGCAGUCUCUUCUUCAACCGGAUUGUCAUCAUCACCAUCAUCCAAAUCACCAGAUACCCAAUUUAUAUUGGAACUCCCUUCUGCCUCAACUCCAUCUACAUCAGCUACAACAUUGAGUACUUCUAGUAACUUAGAAUUAAAGAAGAGUAGAAACAGUCCAACAAGUGUCAACUCAGAAGCUUUAGAUUCAAAUACUACAUCAAGUACAAAUUCGACAGUAGAUACUGCAGCAUCACCAAGUCUUGCAGCAGAUAUCACAGGUAAUACUACGACACCGGCCAUUGUUGUCACAAAUGAGCAAACGCAACCUGAUAAGGAUCCGUUGUAUAUCAACACGAAUAUUAGUAGCGAUAAUACAACAAUUGAAAAAAGUGCAUCCACUAUAACGCCAUCAUCGGGAAACUCGACACCAUUGGUGGAUGCAUGUGUAUCACCUACAGCCGUUGUGUUCCCAGCACAAGAAGACUUUGAAAAAAAAGGAACUGGCCCCCAAUCGCCCACAAGACCGCAGUCACCUGCUGAAACGAGAAUUUUAAAUGAGACCAGAAUCCCUGUUUUCAAAAGAAAAAGUGCAUCAAAAUCUUCACUAACAACCCCGUCAUUACCGUCGUCUUCAUCAUCCUCUACACCAGAAGUUGGCCCUACUACUUCUCCACCAAAGCCACAAUACAUGAACAAACAUGAUUUCAUGCACAGAAGUUUGUUCAGAAGAAGAGGAUCCAAUGCGACAGAUACAUCUUCGGUGAGUUCCGUAUCGUCAAGAUUGAAACGAACCUCAAGAAUAUUCAAUUGGAUAAGAAACAAAUAA